GUCGUCGAGGGCUUGAGCUAUUUUCCUCUUCUUCAAGUCCAUUUCGAGCUGAAAUGGCAGGCGGCAGAUGACGACACGCGCCGGACCCACGAGCAGCAGCAGCAUCGACUGCGGACCAGGGCAGCCAAUGCAGACGCGUCUUACGACAUCACAGAACACCUGAGACUCGUGGAUCCUGCUGGCCAUGAAUUCACGCUCUACUCGGACAUGAUUGGCACAACCGGAGAAACGCUUCCGCGGUGGUUGGGCUUCUGGCCUUAUGUGGUGUCGAGCAUCUUGGGUCUCAGCUGGCCCUACCGCUACUGGCUCGCCGAGCACGCUGUGAAAGGUGAUUUCAUCUUCGAGAAACGUGUCUGGUCGUCUGCAUGA
Messenger RNA from Symbiodinium sp. CCMP2592, 369 nucleotides. The record is from the annotation of a GenBank genome assembly. NCBI's taxonomy places the organism in Eukaryota, Dinophyceae, Suessiales, Symbiodiniaceae.